AUGACUUUUGACUAUGACUUAAUCGUUAUUGGAGCGGGACCGGCUGGAAUAGCUGCUGCCAUUUACGCUCAAAGAGCUCUACUUAAAACUUUGAUUUUAGAAAAAUCUUUGCCAGGAGGUAAAUUAAAUAAGACUGAGGACGUGGAUAAUUAUCCUGGUUUUAUUUCAAUAAAAGGUCCGGAACUAGCAAUAAAAAUGACUGAACACGCUAAAUAUUACCAAAUUGAUUGGAAAGAAGAGGAAGUGAUUAAAUUAGAAAAAAAAGAAAAUGGAUUUCUAAUCAAAACCCAAACUGGGGAAAAUUUUCUGAGCAAAACAGUUAUUAUUGCCUCAGGUGCAGCUGAAAACAAGUUGAAAAUUGCUGGGGAAAAAGAAUUCACCAAUUGGGGGGUUUCCUACUGUGCAAUUUGUGAUGGCUUUCUGUUCCGAGAAGCAGCGGUAGUAGUAGUGGGCGGCGGCUAUUCAGCCUUAGAAACCGCUUUAUAUUUAACUAAUAUUGCCAGCAAAGUUUAUUUAGUUCACCGCCGGGAUAGUUUUCGGGCAGAAAAGGAAAUUAGCGACAAAGUAAAAAAUAACCCCAAAAUAAUUUUAAUUUUAAACUCGCAAUUGUUAGCAAUCGAAGGAAGGAAUGAAAAAGAAAAUAAGGUAGUAGAGAAAGUAAUCGUUCACCAACUGACAAAUAAUGAAAAGAAAGAAUUAUUAGUUAGAGCGGUUUUUCCUUGCGUUGGCCUUUCACCACUUAGCAAUUUCGCUCACGAAUUAGGUAUUUGCGACCGGCAAAAUUAUAUUUUCAUCAAUGAUGAUUGUUCUACUGCGGUUCCUGGAUUGUUUGCAGCUGGAGAUGUGGCUCGGAAUAACGAAAAGAAAAUUAAACAAAUCGUUACCGCUACUGCCGAAGGAGCUAUUGCCGCACAAUCAGUAAUUAAAUAUUUAGAAAAUUUUUAA
Funneliformis geosporum is the source of this 945-nucleotide messenger RNA. The record is from the annotation of a GenBank genome assembly. Lineage: Eukaryota; Fungi; Glomeromycota; Glomeromycetes; Glomerales; Glomeraceae.